AUGGCAUCCAGAUCCAUUGGCGCUCUGCGCCAGCUCGGCGCAGCUGUUUCGUCAGCGUCUCGCACCUCCACUCGUCCCAUAGCUGCUCCCAUCGCCAGGUCUUUCUCCACAUCGUCCGGCCUUUGGAACCAGUCCACGUCUUCCUCCGUGACACUUGACCACCUGCAUAAACAAUCCGAAACACUCGCACAAAGCAGCUCUAACGCAUCAUCGGACGCCGCCUCAGCAAAGGACGAAGAGCAGUUCGUGAUUCCGGAGUGCUUGCAGCCGACCCAGUCGCACGCACCGACACACGGUGUGCACGUUGCGACGCUGCAUCUGCGUUCAUACGCCGACGGUGUUCCGAACCUCGACCUCUUUGCCGACUUUGCGCGCAAGGCUGCAUACGCGAUCGGCAUUCCUGUGAGCGGCGUGGCGCAUCUGCCCACACGCACAUCGUUGUGGACGGUGCCGAGGUCGCCGUUCGUGCACAAAAAGUCGCAGGAGAACUUCUGGCGAAAGACGCAUUCGCGCAGCAUCAAGGUGUUUGAUGCCAACGACCAGGUGGUCGACCGAUGGCUGCACUUCCUGCGCAUCCAUGCGCUCCCCGGUGUCGGACAGAAGGCCGAUCUCUUCCGCUACCACGAGCUGGGUGUGGGCGACAAGCUGAUGGACGAGGCAAAGGCGCUGCAGCGCUCCGGGUCGUCCGACGCUGCUGAAUCGAGCUCAAAGCCGCAGGUCGAGUCCAACCAGGCUACCUCCACCGCCGAGAGCAUCAAGAAGAUCGCCGAUGGCAUUGUCGAGCAGGAGAUGGCACGGGAGGAGCAGAAGUGA
Moesziomyces antarcticus is the source of this 813-nucleotide messenger RNA. Its product is annotated as ribosomal protein S10. Gene Ontology annotation, cellular component: mitochondrion; ribosome; small ribosomal subunit. The transcript is spliced from 2 exons. The record is from RefSeq and is a predicted model, not a curated record. Gene Ontology annotation, biological process: translation. The coding region runs from base 1 to 813 and encodes 270 amino acids. Lineage: Eukaryota; Fungi; Basidiomycota; Ustilaginomycetes; Ustilaginales; Ustilaginaceae. Gene Ontology annotation, molecular function: structural constituent of ribosome.